Messenger RNA from Drosophila hydei, 846 nucleotides. RefSeq names its product microsomal glutathione S-transferase 1 (gene Mgstl). The coding region runs from base 81 to 533 and encodes 150 amino acids. NCBI's taxonomy places the organism in Eukaryota, Metazoa, Arthropoda, Insecta, Diptera, Drosophilidae. The record is from RefSeq and is a predicted model, not a curated record. Gene Ontology annotation, cellular component: membrane. The transcript is spliced from 2 exons.
CGCCAGUUGAUAGUUUGCAACGCCCGAAAGCGGUUCUCAAUUGGUUUGGCUAAAAGCGUAAAGUGUGAUUAGAAGGAAAGAUGAGCCUGGAACUGCUUACCCUAAACAACCCGGUAUUCAAGAGCUUUACGUUCUGGGCCGGUGUGCUGGUCAUCAAAAUGUUGGCCAUGUCUUUGCUGACGGCCAUACAACGUUUCAAGACCAAGACUUUCGCCAAUCCAGAGGAUUUGAUGUCGCCGAAGUUGAAGGUUAAAUUCGAUGAUCCCAAUGUGGAGCGUGUGCGUCGUGCUCACCGCAACGAUCUGGAGAACAUUCUGCCCUUCUUCGCUAUUGGCCUGCUCUAUACACUGACGAACCCCAGCGCCUUUUUGGCCAUCAAUCUAUUCCGCGCCGUUGGCAUCUCGCGCAUUGUCCACACCCUGGUCUAUGCUGUCGUAGUUGUGCCACAGCCAACACGUGCCCUCUCCUUCUUUGUGGCACUGAUCGCUACCGCUUACAUGGCCGUCCAAGUUAUUGCCGCCGCUGCGUUUUAAUUGUUAAUUAAAAUUGUAUACAUUAAUCGUCGUUUUUAGCUUAAACAGAACAUUUUUUACGAAAUAGCGCCAAGCAUAAAUCCUUUAUAUUUACUGGCAAAUUACAUAUUCAUAAAAAUGUUUCCUUUUAUAUCCUUAAAAGCGUCUCUACCGCUUGUCACAUACAUAUCUGUAAAUAUUGGCUCUCAUUAUUAUUAAAUGAAUAUAUUAGUAGGAUGGUGCUCAACAAAAUUGAGUGUCAUGCUGGUAUGUCAAAAUUGAGAACGGCAAAAAUCACAUUAAAAUCAUAUCUUAUCGAUAUAUGUGCACAUCA